AUGCUCCGGCAAGGAAAUGAUCCCUACUCGAAUACCUAUAAUCUCGGAUGGAGGAACCAUCCUAACUUUGGGUGGAGGAAUCAAGAGGGCCAAGGCAAUGCUCAAGGGUCUAAUCAAGCGGGUCCAAGCUUCCAAGGUGGAAAUAGACCUCCACAACAACAAGGAAAUUACCAUCACAAUCAAGGUCAUGGUAAUAAUUCGGGUGCUAGACCUCAACAUCCCCCCAGUUUUCAACCUCAAAGAAAUAUGGAUGAAGGGAAUAUGCUUGCCAAGUUGAUGGAGGGGCUAAGAGAGAUGAAGCGACUUCAAAAGAACCAAGCCGCCACUAAUCAAAUGCUUAAAACUCAAAUCUCACAACUUGCCAUCAAUCUUCAAGGUAGACCUCAAGGGGGAUUGCCAUUCUCUACGGAGAAUAACCCUAGAGAACAUGUUAAGGCGCAUGUUGUUGAGGAGGAUGGGCCUCAAAUUGUGGUUGAUAUAGCAAGCUCAAGUCAAGAGUUACCAAGGGAGUGUGAGGAAGUGGUUAUCGAGGUUGAAGAGCCUUAUGUGAGGCUGCCACCGCCGCCACCAUUUGUACCACCGGUUCCCUUGGCGGAUGCACUACGUGAGAUGCCACAAUAUGCCAAGUUCUUGAAGGAUAUCAUCACCAACAAAAGAAGAAAUAUGAGUUCUAUAAAUUGCCUAUGUGAUCUUGGUGCUAGUAUUAAUCUUAUGCCUUUAACUCUUUUCAGGACACUUUGUGGAGACCAAACCGUGAAAAGCACCUCGAUGGUACUCCAACUAGCGGAUCAUUCGUUGAAAAGGCCGUUUGGGAUUGUUGAGGAUGUGCUUGUCAAGGUAGAUAAAUUCAUCUUUCCGGUUGAUUUUGUUAUAUUGGACUAUGCGGUUGAUAAGGAGUGCUCAAUGAUCUUGGGGCGACCCUUCAUGAACACCGGAAGGGCUUUAAUUGAUGUGCAUGGUGGGAAAUUGACCUUGCGAAUCGAUGAAGAAACGGUUGAGUUUGACAUGAAGAAAGUCAUGAGGGGUACCAUCGAGGAGGAAGAGUGUAUGAGGAUUGAUUUAGUUGAUGAACUUGUAAAGGAACAACUAGAAGCAAACUUGGAAGUGUCGAACUGGGGUUUAGAGUUGAAAGUGCAAGAAAUGGGGGAACACAAGCUGUUGCACGAAUCGUGCAAUCCCCAAAAGUUUGGUUUCACGAUUCGUGCAAAAGAAGAAGAAGUUACAGAAUGUAAAGCUGAAACUUGCACGAUUCGUGCAACACCUCUAAGUCCUAAUGCACGGAUCGUGCAAGUUAUAUUCCAAUCCGACGAUCCCGAAGAUGAGUGCCAUGAUGAAGAAGAUCCCACACCGGAAACUUUGAUUAAGAAUGGGGGAGUCACACCUCCAUCCUCCCAAGUACCACCCCAAGUAGAAAUGAAACUCCUACCUAUGCAUCUCCGGUACGCUUUUGUUGGAGAAAAUGAAACUCUACCUAUCAUCAUCUCCGACAAGCUCUCUAAGGAACAAGAGAGGAGGGUUGUGCAAGUAGUGAAAGAGCAUGUGUUAGCCAUGGGGUGGCAAAUCUCCGACAUUCGAGGCAUAAGUCCACAAAUUGUGAUGCAUAAGAUUCAUCUUGAAGACGAGUCGAAGAAGUCAACUCAAAGGCAACGACGAUUAAAUCCGAAUAUGAAGGAGGUGGUAUAUAAAGAGAUCGUCAAGCUCCUCGACGCCAGAAUAAUCUACCCUAUUUCGGAUAGUGAGUGGGUGAGCCCGAUUGCCUAA
Molecule: messenger RNA, 1761 nt
Organism: Mercurialis annua (annual mercury)
Lineage: Eukaryota; Viridiplantae; Streptophyta; Magnoliopsida; Malpighiales; Euphorbiaceae
Exons: 6
Coding region: 1-1761 (586 amino acids)
Source: RefSeq, a predicted model, not a curated record